AUGCCUGCGCCACUAGCCAAAGGCCUUAUAAUCGCCGCAUCCGUUAUUGUCGCCGCCGGAAUCGCCAUUUACGAAUCGCCUCAGGUCCGACAAUGGGCUGACCAGACGCGCCGUAAGAUUGCCCUUGCGCUGCAUAAUCUCGGCGAUGACAUCCAGCCUCGCCGCCCCAGUGAGACGUCGGAUGAUUUCGAGGAAAGGAAGCGGAGGAGAGAGGAGUUGGUUCGGAGAAAUCGGAAUGAGCUGAUUAGAAGAGCAAGAGAAGAGGGAAUUGCCGUGGAUCUCGACGAGUUGGCCAAGAUUGGGACCGAGACGGCUGAGGUCGCCGCACAGAGAUCGAGGGCGGAUCGCACGAAGAGCUUCGACGACAUGGUUGGCAGCGACGGUACUCUCAAGGACAAGGCAAACACGACUGGCACAGACUCUGCAAAGGGCGACAUCAGGAAACGCGGCGUGGCCGGCUUUGCCGCCGGCUCCGCUGCGGCGGCUGUUCUUGCAAACCCAUUCGACGAUGAUGCCACUCUCUUGGACAACGACCACGCCGAAACACCUUCCACUUCCACCCAAGCUGAUACCCGCGGAAGUUCUGCAACCGUUCAACCCGAUACCACCUCUACCCCAGCCGCCGCUACCCUGGUUGACCUAACACCCACCCCUGACGCUCCAUCUUCACCCGCCCAACCCCAAGCCGACGAAGCAGACCAAGCCGCACAAUCUUUCUACUCCAUCGCAUCCUCUACUUCACCCCUCCCAGAACCCCGCCCUUCAUCCCCCUCUCACCUUUCCACUGGUACCCUAACCCCUCGCUCCGAGCGCUCCAUGACCCUCGCCUCUGCCUCCGCCGCCUCCGUCCACGCUGACGACAUUGGCAUCCUCAGCAUGCAAAACGACUCUGACCAUGAUGCCCGCUCCGAAAUCUUCUCCGAAGGUGGCUUCACAGACGCUUUUUCAGAAGGCGGCUUUAGCGAGUUUGAUUCUGAGAAUCGGGCGGGCAUCAUGACGCCAAGCGAGUGGUCGCAUAUCGGCAGUGAUGACGAGAGUGAGUGGGGGAAUGGCCACGUUAGUCAAAUGCAUCAGUGAAGGAUGUAACCUCUUUCUUUAUUUUUUUUCUCACUUUGGAUGUCAAAAUGAUAUAGGGAGCACUCACGGUGUUCUUGGUUUUUUUUCCUUGCUUCGUUUUCCUUUGUCUCGUUUUCUCUGGGUUUCCUUGGCAGAUUGGGAAGGGACUGGGUACAUGUAUCAUGGCGUUUUUCUCUUUUGGAGGGAAGUAACAACUGCAUACCUCUUUUCUUUUCCUUGGGGGUUUUCUCCUUUAUACAAGUAGAAAGGGAAUAUAAGAACCACUUUUUUUCUGA
This is a messenger RNA of Bipolaris maydis ATCC 48331, 1352 nucleotides long. RefSeq lists its product as uncharacterized. Lineage: Eukaryota; Fungi; Ascomycota; Dothideomycetes; Pleosporales; Pleosporaceae. The record is from RefSeq and is a predicted model, not a curated record.